CACGGGAGAGCGGACUCUUAUCGAGUCGCCACGGUUAUAGCAACCGAUGACGACAAUCUUACAGCCGAUGGCCACCACAAGUCAAGACGCAAAAUGCCUGCUAAAGUAGCUAAAAAAGAGAAUUUAGAUGAUCUCAAACAGGAGUUAGAUAUCGAUUAUCAUAAAAUCUCUCCUGAAGAACUAUAUCAGCGAUUUCAGACACAUCCUGAAAACGGUCUAAGUCAUGCAAAGGCCAAGGAGAAUCUAGAACGCGAUGGACCAAAUGCUCUCACACCACCCAAACAAACGCCCGAAUGGGUGAAAUUUUGUAAAAACUUGUUUGGUGGUUUCGCCAUGUUGCUGUGGAUUGGUGCUAUACUUUGUUUUGUAGCUUAUGCUAUAUUGGCUAGUACUAGCGAAGAGCCAUCCGAUGAUAAUUUAUAUUUGGGUAUUGUACUUUCGGCUGUAGUCAUAGUUACUGGCAUUUUCUCAUACUACCAGGAAUCAAAAAGUUCCAAAAUUAUGGAGUCUUUCAAAAACAUGGUGCCUCAAUUUGCCACAGUCAUACGUGAAGGCGAAAAGCUCACCCUACGCGCUGAAGAUCUGGUAUUGGGUGAUGUUGUUGAAGUGAAAUUCGGUGAUCGUAUUCCUGCGGACAUACGUAUUAUUGAGGCACGCACAUUUAAAGUAGACAAUUCUUCCUUGACUGGUGAAUCAGAACCUCAGUCACGUGGCCCUGAAUUUACACAUGAGAAUCCAUUGGAAACAAAAAAUUUGGCUUUCUUCUCUACUAAUGCUGUUGAAGGUACUGCUAAAGGUGUUGUAAUCAGUUGCGGUGAUCACACUGUUAUGGGUCGUAUUGCUGGUCUGGCCUCUGGCUUAGAUACUGGAGAAACACCAAUUGCCAAGGAAAUUCACCAUUUCAUUCAUUUAAUUACUGGCGUAGCUGUAUUCUUGGGUGUUACAUUCUUCAUUAUUGCAUUCAUUUUGGGUUAUCACUGGUUGGACGCUGUUAUUUUCCUGAUUGGUAUUAUUGUCGCUAAUGUACCUGAAGGUUUAUUGGCCACUGUUACUGUAUGUUUGACACUGACAGCUAAACGUAUGGCUUCAAAGAAUUGUUUAGUAAAAAAUUUGGAAGCUGUCGAAACUUUGGGUUCAACUUCAACUAUUUGUUCUGAUAAAACUGGUACUCUAACUCAAAAUCGUAUGACUGUUGCUCACAUGUGGUUCGAUAAUCAGAUCAUAGAAGCAGAUACCACCGAAGAUCAGUCGGGUGUUCAAUACGAUAGAACUAGCCCUGGUUUCAAGGCGCUCUCUCGCAUUGCCACUCUCUGUAAUCGAGCUGAAUUCAAGGGCGGCCAGGAAGGUGUGCCAAUUUUAAAGAAGGAAGUUAGCGGUGAUGCCUCUGAAGCUGCUUUACUAAAAUGUAUGGAAUUGGCUCUUGGUGAUGUUAUGAAUAUUCGUAAACGUAAUCGUAAAAUUGCUGAAAUUCCAUUUAACUCUACGAACAAAUAUCAAGUCUCGAUACACGAAACUGAAGAUCCAAGCGAUCCACGUUAUUUGCUUGUUAUGAAGGGUGCUCCUGAAAGAAUUUUAGAACGUUGUUCAACUAUUUUCAUUAAUGGCAAAGAAAAGGUGCUUGAUGAAGAAAUGAAAGAGGCUUUCAAUAACGCUUAUAUGGAACUCGGAGGUUUGGGUGAACGUGUGUUAGGCUUCUGUGACUUUAUGCUGCCAUCUGAUAAAUAUCCAACCGGUUUUAAAUUCAAUACGGAUGAUGUAAAUUUCCCAAUUGAUAACUUACGUUUUGUUGGUCUUAUGUCAAUGAUUGAUCCUCCACGUGCUGCUGUGCCUGAUGCCGUUGCCAAAUGCCGUUCUGCCGGUAUUAAAGUUAUUAUGGUCACUGGUGAUCAUCCUAUCACUGCCAAGGCUAUUGCCAAAUCUGUCGGUAUUAUCUCCGAAGGCAACGAAACUGUAGAAGACAUUGCUCAGCGUUUGAAUAUACCAGUUUCUGAAGUAAAUCCUCGUGAAGCUAAGGCUGCAGUAGUUCAUGGUGCUGAAUUGCGUGAUAUUGCUUCAGAACAGUUGGAUGACAUAUUACGUUACCACACUGAAAUUGUAUUUGCACGUACCUCCCCACAACAAAAACUGAUUAUUGUAGAAGGUUGCCAACGUAUGGGUGCUAUUGUCGCUGUCACUGGUGAUGGUGUCAACGAUUCACCUGCUCUUAAAAAAGCUGAUAUUGGUGUUGCUAUGGGUAUCGCUGGUUCCGAUGUAUCCAAGCAAGCUGCUGACAUGAUUCUGUUAGAUGAUAACUUUGCUUCAAUUGUUACUGGUGUGGAAGAAGGCCGUUUGAUUUUCGAUAACUUAAAGAAAUCCAUUGCAUACACAUUAACAUCGAACAUUCCCGAAAUUUCACCUUUCUUAGCUUUCAUCCUUUGCGAUAUACCACUGCCAUUGGGAACAGUGACAAUUUUGUGCAUCGAUUUGGGUACUGACAUGGUACCAGCAAUUUCGCUUGCUUACGAAGAACAUGAAUCGGAUAUUAUGAAACGACGUCCUCGUAAUCCAUAUUACGAUAAACUGGUCAACGAAAGAUUGAUUUCAAUGGCCUAUGGACAGAUCGGUAUGAUUCAAGCUGCUGCGGGCUUCUUCGUUUAUUUUGUUAUUAUGGCUGAGAAUGGUUUCUUGCCAUUAAAAUUAUUUGGCAUACGUAAAAUGUGGGACUCAAAAGCUGUAAACGAUCUUACUGAUUCCUAUGGUCAAGAAUGGACCUAUCGUGAUCGUAAGACACUUGAAUAUACCUGCCACACAGCUUUCUUCGUGUCGAUUGUAGUAGUACAGUGGGCCGAUUUGAUCAUUUGUAAAACUCGACGAAACUCAAUCUUCCAGCAGGGCAUGCGGAAUUGGGCUUUGAACUUUGGUCUCGUAUUUGAGACUGCAUUAGCGGCAUUCCUGUCGUAUUGCCCUGGUAUGGACAAGGGUCUUCGCAUGUACCCACUGAAACUUGUUUGGUGGUUCCCAGCCAUUCCAUUUGCGUUGGCCAUUUUCAUUUAUGAUGAAACACGUCGAUUCUACUUGCGCCGUAAUCCAGGUGGCUGGUUGGAGCAGGAGACAUAUUAUUAAACAACACACUAUAGCAACUAUUAUGUUAAUAAUAUUUAUAAAUACCACAACAAAAACAAUAAAGCAAAAGUAAAUAAUACUGCAACAAUAACAGCGACAACAAAUAACUUCAUAAAAUAUAGUAAUAAAAGAACAACAACAACAACAACAACAUCAACAAAAACUUUAUAUGCGAAUCCAAGAAGAGUAGAAGAGCAGAAGAAACAGAAGAAAA
Messenger RNA from Teleopsis dalmanni, 3316 nucleotides. RefSeq names its product sodium/potassium-transporting ATPase subunit alpha (gene Atpalpha). Gene Ontology annotation, cellular component: membrane. Gene Ontology annotation, molecular function: ATP binding; ATP hydrolysis activity; P-type sodium:potassium-exchanging transporter activity. Lineage: Eukaryota; Metazoa; Arthropoda; Insecta; Diptera; Diopsidae. The record is from RefSeq and is a predicted model, not a curated record. Gene Ontology annotation, biological process: potassium ion import across plasma membrane; intracellular potassium ion homeostasis; sodium ion export across plasma membrane.